CCUCCCCCAGGAACAUAGCAUCAGGAACAUAGCAUCAGAAUCAUCCUACUAUGGAUUUUUCACUCGGUCUAAGAAUGCUUUUUGCCACGCUCAUUCAUAUUUGAGUCCUACAUGGCCCUCCUAGUCCAUGUCCACUUAGCACCGAACCAAAAACAAGAUGUACCUAUCAUCUCUCCUCACUUUAGCAUCUGGCUUGCUAGCCAUAGCGCUUCUCUCAUAUAUAAUAUACCAAGUCAAAUUUCAUCCUCUGGCUAAAUACCCUGGGCCUUUCCUCGCGAAAUUGACUAAUGCUUACGCUGCCUAUCAUGCAUGGAAGCAAGACAUCCACAUCGACAUGUGGAGAUGUCACCGAAAAUAUGGUGCCUUCAUGCGAUACGGUCCUAACACUGUUCUUGUCAACACCGUUGCGGGCAUGAAAGAUAUCUAUGGCUCCGGCGAAAAGGUAAUCAAAAGCAAAAGCUACAAUGCCAUGGUCCAUCGCACUCCCAGCGUGCUCACCAUCCGAGACCGGAAGGAGCAUUCUGCUCGUCGCAGGCUCAUCGGACAAGGUAUGGGUGAUGCAGCCAUGCGUGCUCAUGAACCAACAGUCAUGAGACAUGUUGAUGCGUUGUGCGAGCAACUAGCACCUCUUGAUGGCAGCUGGUCAGAGCUGCAGGAUAUGGCCGAGUGGAGCAGCUAUCUGCUGUUCGACAUCAUGACCGAAGUCGUUUUUGGCUUGAAGUAUGAUCUGAUCGGGAGCAAGGCGCAUCGUCACGUCAUCGACGCGAUUGCAAUUGCUAACAUCCGAACCACCAUCUUGUUGUACUUCCCUAAGUUAAUGUGGAACCGGCUUGACAAGAAACUGUUGCCGGCGUCCAUUGCGGCCCGUAAUGCGUUUCUGAUGUUUAUGGGAAAGCUACUCCACGAUCGCUAUCGGGUGAAGCCCGCAGACAAUGCUAGGGACGUCCUCUCCGCACUUCUCAAAGUGCGCGACGUAGAUACAGGCAAGGGGCUCAACACCGAACAAAUCAAUGCUGAUAGCACCACCCUCGUAAUUGCCGGCUCCGACACAACCGCCACCGCCCUCUGCGCACUCUUCUUCUACCUCGGGCGCCAUCCAUACGCCUACCAGCGCGCCCGCGACGAAGUCCGCAAUGCUUUUACCACGCGCGACAUGAUCCGCCCGGGCGCUGCCCUUAACUCAUGCACCUACCUACGUGCUUGCAUUGACGAGACGUUACGCCUGACGCCCCCCAUUGGCGGCUCACUGUUACGCGAGGUGGCGGCCAGCGGCGGCAUCAGUAUUGACGGGCACAUGUUCGCGCCCGGCACCGACGUGGGAACUUCCAUCUACGCCAUACACCACAACCCAAACUACUUUGUGCGUCCGCACGCCUUUAUGCCGGAGCGCUGGAUUGGCGAUGACAACGACGACAAAGGGGAGGCAGAGACCCGGCGCGUUCAGCACAAGGCUAUGCACGUCUUUAGCUCCGGCCCGCGCGGGUGCGUGGGCAAGAGCAUGGCGCUAGUCGAGCUCAUGUUGACCAUGGCCACCGUACUAUGGACCAUGGAUAUGCGGCCAGCUACGGGCGCAGCAGGCGAUGUGGGCGGCGGCAAUCCCGACAGCGGCGUGCUAGGCCGGCACGACCCCGACGAGUACCAGCUGUUUCACGGGGGCAUCACGAGUAUCAAGAAAGGGCCCUUGUUGCAGUUCUCAAGGCGUCGAUUGGGAAUGGUAGGGGUGGCGGGUCAGCCGUGAGCGUUUGCUUUACAUGUUAAUACUCCUUAUACUUAGUCUUGCUCUAUACUG
Messenger RNA from Lindgomyces ingoldianus, 1789 nucleotides. RefSeq names its product cytochrome P450 3A31. The record is from RefSeq and is a predicted model, not a curated record. Gene Ontology annotation, molecular function: monooxygenase activity; heme binding; oxidoreductase activity, acting on paired donors, with incorporation or reduction of molecular oxygen. Lineage: Eukaryota; Fungi; Ascomycota; Dothideomycetes; Pleosporales; Lindgomycetaceae. Bases 158 to 1738 code for a protein of 526 amino acids. The transcript is spliced from 5 exons.